GAAGAGGCUGAAGCAGGAGGAGGAAGCUGACAGCAGCGCAGGGCUCUCCUCCUUGCGGGCUCUGCAGCCUGGGAUCUCCGCCCCAGUCACACUUGGCUUCAGCUCGGAGCCCGGAUGCGCCGCCAUGCCGCCUCCUUCACCGAAUGAAAUCAUUUAUUAACCAACCCUCCUGAUACCCAACGACUAGAGUUAAUUUAGGAGCAGUCUGAACGAACAGUGGAGCCCGAGUGGGGUUCAGACCAGGGCAUAUUAUCCACGCCGCGCGUGUCUGUGCACCUUCCCACUCCAGUGUUUCUAUUGAGACGGUUGUGUGGGGUAGCUAUGCUAACGUUAGCCUGAGCGGAGCGGAGCGGUGACAGUCGGGAGGCGGGGAGAGAGCUCCACAGCGAGGUGAGACUGUUAUUCUGAUGGGGACUACACAUGCGGAUCCAGAAAAGAAUAUCUUUGAAAGCUAAAAGAGAUGUCUGUAGAGGAACAAACCACGAAAGUUGGCAGUCCAAAAGCCAGCUCAGCGUCACCUCUGCAGCUUUCAGACUGUACUGGAGGCUACAGCAGUGUCUCUGUGAUGAUGGAGGAAGCUGCAGCCACUCCAGACUUUGCAGCUGCCUGUCCCGCCCCAGAAACUGCAGCCUCGCCAAAAAAUAUAAGCACGGACGACACUGGACAGAGACCCAAAGGGAACGACAACAGCAUCCAGCGCAGGAACACCUUCCAUCAUCCUAAACAGCAACAGCAAUCAAAGCUAACUAAGCGACGCUACACUGCAAGUUCCGGUUUCAAGUAUCCCACAUCUGGGAAGAGGAGACGAAGGGCCAACUCUGAGAGCGACUCUGUCCUGCCCACCAACUUCCUCUUGGGAGGCAACAUUUUUGACCCGCUUAAUCUCAACAGCCUGCUGGACGAAGAGGUCAACAGGGCACUCAACGCGGAGACGCCAAAAUCCUCACCGCUGCCGUCGAAGAGUCGGGAUCCUGUCGAGAUUCUGAUCCCUAGAGACAUCACAGAUCCCCUAAACUUGAACAGUGGAAUAACAGGCAGCAGUUUUUUGGUGUCCCCCUUCAAAAGUGGUGGAAGGAAAAGACAUCGCAACAGACACCAUGGGGGAGGAGCCGGAGGAGUGAGCGGGAUUUCAGCCACGCAGAUGAACCUGUCAGAAUCAGAUAAAAGCGAAGUCAAAGUCAACACUUCCACUGAACCUCCAAGUAUGUCAGGUUCAUCCUCUGCACAAGACCCCAUCAAAGAGCUCAACAGUUUGUCAAGUGUCUCCGGAGAUUCUCACGAACACUCCGCUAACAGCUCAUUUAGCUCCAAGGAGGAGAUGACAUCGGUACCUGUGGAGGAUGCAACCUCUUUCUCAAACGUAGGAAUAAACCAUCAUGCAAGCAGACGCAAGCGAAGACGCAACUCCGGCAAAAUGGAGCCCCCUAUCACCCACUUUACUCCCGUUUGCAAGGCAGGAUAUGAAGAUAAAAGUUACAGUAAGACGGGUCAAAGAAAUUCCUUCCACACUCCAAGGGUCGACGGCUCAGGACUUCGCCAGCACCAGCAGCACCACAGUCAUAUAAAGGAACAUCAGAAGAAGUUCCAGUAUGGGAACUACAAUAAGUAUUACGGAUAUCGCAACCCAAACUGUAGCGAAGACCCUCGAAUACAUGUUCUUCGUCAUGAGUGGUUUGAAGGUAAAGAUAUUCUGGACUUGGGUUGCAACUCCGGCCACCUGACCCUCUAUAUUGCCAAAAUGUUUAGACCGACGCGCAUAUUGGGUCUGGAUAUCGACAGCGGUCUCAUACAUGCAGCUCGUAAAAACAUUAGACAUUAUCUCUCUGAGCUACAGACCCAAGAGGCCAGGCAUGCAACGCAGGAGAAAAAGCCGGCCAAGCAGGAAGGGAAUAAUGGGAACGAUGGGCAGGAAGGCAGGGAGAAAAAAUCUGAUGAAGCUAAGGGCGGCGAUACAGCUGACAUGGACUGCCACAAAGAUGAGGUUGGCACUCAGAGGCAGGGCAGGGAGACUGAUGAUGUGGAGCCAAAGCAUUGUGAUACACCUGCUGAUUGCUCGUCCAGCUGCUCUUUCCCCGUGUCUCUGCGGAUCUCCAGGGGACCCAUCGCUGCUCCCCCAAUUACAGAAACGUGUAACACGCAGCCCGGCAACUUCCCUGCUAAUGUGUCCUUCGUUAAGGCUAACUAUGUUCUAGAGAAUGACAAUCUCCUCCUGACUCAGAGGGCAGAGUAUGAUGUGAUCUUGUGCCUCAGCGUCACCAAAUGGGUGCACCUGAACUGGGGAGAUAGCGGUCUGAAACGGCUCUUUAAAAGAGCCUACAGACAUCUCCGUCCUGGAGGCUUGUUCAUCCUGGAGCCGCAGCCCUGGGAGUCCUACGUAAGGAGGAAGAAGCUGACAGAAAACAUUAACAGGAAUUAUCGCAGCAUCAGACUCAAACCUGAGCAGUUUUCGUCUUAUCUCAUAAACGAAGUGGGCUUCACAAGUUUUGAGCACCUCGGGUCUCCAAAGUGUUCAGUAAGAGGUUUUCAGAGGCCAAUUUAUGUUUAUCACAAAUGACCUCCCCUGCCUUCAACAACAGUGAAUGUGAGUCGCUGAAAGCUUCACCUUUUAUUCAGGCCAGCCAGCUUCACUGGACUGAGACCCAUCAUCCUUAACAGAUAGGGUUAGCUCUUGAUGCUGAAGAUCAAAGUCUAAAGGAAAAGAGCCACAGGGACCAAAAGAGGAAUUGAUUGUUCUGUCAACAGGAUGCUUCUUAUCUUAAAGACUCUGACAAGUAACUAUCAGUUUGGCCCGACUGUGGAAGAAAUGCCGAGCGGAUCACUCCCUUGAACUGUCCGACUGGUAAUGAUCCAUUGCCACACUGUGGUUGCUCAGAUGUCAUCACAUUCAAAAUGUUCUCUCUUGCUACAUAACUAGACAUAAUGAACCAGGGUUUCUCAACUAGUCAUUAGAUCAGUUUUAACAACUUUAGAUGUUCUAGUCAUCAGAUGUGGGUUUUGUGUGGAGGAGUGCAGUGAAACUAGGGGUUACUGAAGUGGCUUCAUACUAAAAAGGAACCUUUUGAAAAUCCAAACAGAAACUCAAGUGACGCAGCAUCAUGCAGGUCAUGUUUUUACCCCCAUCAAUAGAUAUAUGCAAAGUUUAUUUGCCCUUUCCAAACAUUUUGUCAUGGCGCUCAAGUAUGUGCCCUGCUUUUGAACACUAGUGUUAUUUGUCCUGAACUCUCUGAGAAUGCAGCUAACUUCACAAAAGUCCUAUAAAGAUAAAUAUAACAAUCCAAAAUAUCAUUUUUUUUUUUAUUUCAAUUAUAAACUUUUUUUUUUUCAGCUGACGGCUAAUUGAGGUGGACCUCUGGUGUAGACCAUAAAAAGACUUGGAUUUCAUCACAUGAUCAAAUUCUUUCAUUAUCCUUAGAUAAGUGAAUAUCUUUAACUUUAAUAAACCUUUAACCUGCAAAUACAGAUUCUAGACAACUGUUUUUUCUUGAUUAGCUGUGAUAUAAAUGGAUAUAAAAACAGCCUUGAAAGCUACUGUUGGCAGUCUUUUACAGCAUUUUGUGUUGUUGAUUAGCGCAGUAAGCUUUACUUAAGCAGCAGUCUCCAAGUGUAUUAUCAACAGGGUGUUAAUCCUUACCUUACAUCUAAAAUUAUAAAUAUGAGGGCAACUUAAGCACAAAACGCUAACAUGCUAACUUUGCUAAAAUAUGUUCAGCCUUCCUGUUAUCAGCUGAAAGUCUCGCUCCCGCCCCCUCUCUAGCAGCCAGAGUUAACUGUAAACAUGACCCAACAUAUCAGAUUAAAAUGUUUUUUCUUUUAGAUAGUUUCUUAGGGGUUUGUGCUUCCACUGAAUUCAUUUCAAACCCUUCUCUGACAUCCAGAUUGGCUAACAAACUGUACUGAAAGGUUUUGAUAACUGUUAGCCUAAAGUAAGCUACAUUUGCUGAGAGGCAAAAGAUAAAAAAAAAAAAAAACAUUUGCCUAUUUCUUGGUGCAUCUAAACAAUAAUUUUAGUCAGCACUCAUAAUAUUCUAUAAUUUAUGAAGACUUAGGGUUGCCAAAAGAUGCGCUCAGUUUUUCCUCGGAGCAAACAGUCAACUGUUUUUAAGGAAUCAACCAGCCUUUUUAUGCUCCUCUUUACCGGUUUUUCUAUUUUAACGAUUCCCCAAAGCAUUCUGUUCUUGUAAUUGUCUCCCACUUCCUUCUUAAGCAGUGUCCUUGCCUGAGAUGCUGACAAAGCUAAAUAAGCAGAGAGAAGGAUCUGAGAUCGGGACAGGCGUACAGAAAGGCUGCUUUGAUCCUCAGUGGCGGGUGGGGAGGAGAUCAAAACGGCGUCUGAGACCCUCACAAAGAUAUGUUUGGCUCUGUGGAACUAAAAGAUUUUUAUUUGAAAAUAAAAGCUCUUUUCAGAGAAAGUAUCUCUUUUUGGUUUUUACUCGGAUUUCAAUAUAAUGCGUUUGAAUUGACGUGCUUCCCAACUAUUUCUGAUGGUUUGAUAAAAGAUGUCAACAAUGUUUUGCUCUAAAAGCAACACAAAGUUUAGGAAUGUGUCGAGCUUUUAUGGUUGUGCUCCGAGCUCCAAGGAUUGGUACAUCAAGGGCAGAAAACCGUCCACUUUUCAGGAGAUAUUUGUUGAUAUUGUUAAUGAAAAUGAUAGCCAGUGAAAAACUGGGAUGGAUGUUAUGUUUCUAAUCCAGUAAGUAAUCAUUGUAAAUAAGUUGCUGCAUUAUUUUCUGUUGUUGAUGUUAAGUUCUUAACUACUGCGCUGUUUUAAGUUUCCCUGUCUUCAAAUGUUUGAUGCCAAUUCAAGUGUGAAGCUGCAGGUCUUGUUGUCCUUUAAGAUUUUCUAAUCCAGCAUUGAUUUACAAAUGAAUGUGGACAUUCUUACAUUGAUUUUGGUUUCCUCUGCCCUGCAGGGCAGUUGUAUUUUUUUUAUUUCUGAUGUUUUGUUUUUAUGUUUGUUCUCGAUAAAUUGUUUGAAAGAAGCAAA
Cyprinodon tularosa is the source of this 4984-nucleotide messenger RNA. It is a transcript of the gene mepce, whose product is annotated as methylphosphate capping enzyme. Bases 461 to 2554 code for a protein of 697 amino acids. The record is from RefSeq and is a predicted model, not a curated record. Gene Ontology annotation, molecular function: RNA methyltransferase activity; snRNA binding; O-methyltransferase activity. The transcript is spliced from 5 exons. Lineage: Eukaryota; Metazoa; Chordata; Actinopteri; Cyprinodontiformes; Cyprinodontidae. Gene Ontology annotation, biological process: snRNA modification.